Molecule: messenger RNA, 1149 nt
Organism: Nicotiana attenuata
Lineage: Eukaryota; Viridiplantae; Streptophyta; Magnoliopsida; Solanales; Solanaceae
Product: geranylgeranyl transferase type-2 subunit beta 1-like
Exons: 9
Coding region: 1-942 (313 amino acids)
Biological process (GO): protein geranylgeranylation
Cellular component (GO): Rab-protein geranylgeranyltransferase complex
Molecular function (GO): Rab geranylgeranyltransferase activity
Source: RefSeq, a predicted model, not a curated record
AUGGGAGAACUGCAGGUGGAAAGGCAUGUUGCGUACAUUUUAACAGUUGAAAAGAGGAAAGAUGAUUUUGAAUCUGUGGUGAUGGAGCAUCUGAGGUUAAAUGGGGCAUACUGGGGAUUGACAACUCUUGAUAUUUUGGGAAAGCUUGAUGCUGUGGAUAAAGAUGAAGUUAUUUCAUGGGUCAUGCAGUGCCAACAUGAAUCCGGUGGAUUUGGUGGUAACAUUGGACAUGAUCCGCAUAUGCUGUAUACACUUAGUGCUAUUCAAGUCUUGGCCCUAUUUGAUAAACUACAUGUUCUUGACAUUGAUAAGGUGUCAAGCUAUAUUGCAGGCCUGCAAAAUGAAGAUGGAUCCUUUUCUGGUGACAUGUGGGGUGAAGUUGACACACGGUUCUCUUACAUUGCAAUCUGUUCUCUAGCAUUGUUGCGCCAGUUGGAUAAAAUUGAUGUUGGAAAAGCAGUGAAAUAUAUUGUAAGUUGCAAGAAUGUGGAUGGUGGAUUUGGAUGCACACCUGGAGCAGAAUCUCAUGCUGGGCAAAUUUUCUGUUGUGUGGGAGCUCUUGCAAUAACUGGUUCUCUGCAUCAUGUUGAUAAGGACCUCCUUGGUUGGUGGUUAUGCGAAAGACAAGUUAAAUCUGGAGGUCUAAAUGGGCGUCCCGAGAAGCUUCCUGAUGUCUGCUACUCUUGGUGGGUUCUUUCCAGCUUAAUCAUGAUUGACAGAGUGCACUGGAUCAACAAGGAGAAGCUUGCAAAAUUUAUUUUGGACUGUCAGGAUAAAGAAAAGGGUGGAAUAUCAGAUAGGCCAGAUGAUGCGGUUGAUGUCUUCCACACUUACUUUGGAGUCGCUGGGCUUUCACUUCUUGAAUAUCCAGGGCUGAAACCUAUAGAUCCUGCUUAUGCCUUGCCUGUUAGUGUUGUAAAUAAAGUUAUCCUUGGAAAAUAAUGGAUCUUGCUUGAUACUGGUAUUAUUUGCUUUUGAUAUGAAAUUACCAAAUAUUUUUUCAUUUGGAGAAGGUGAUUGGUGUUACUAGAACUGAAGCAUUCCUAUGCCCUAUGCUGGGCAGGUUGGCCUCAUCUCUUGUUCUUGUUCUGGUUAAAGUUAGAGAAACAGUUUAAUAUACAUGAUGUUGUCUCCAUUUACAUACUUUCA